CUCCUCUCAAUCCACAAUCUGCGACUAACAGACCCUCCCCCCGAUGGAUGCGGCAGAAACCAAUGCACUGAAAUUGUGAAGUUAUACAACUGCUCUUUCUUCACUGACUUCAUCUGGAAAUCAUUUUCCACCGCUGGAAAUUUGUUAUAAUAUCGUGAGGUAGUUUACUUGGAGAUUUUUCGUCGCAUAAAUAGACUAUCGCCGCAAAUACAGUGGAUUAACAACAAAUGCUUUUCACCCAGCUGGAGUUUAUCCAUUGCUCUCCUCUGACUGGCCUUCUACGACCGUCUGUUUCUCCAUCCACGAGGUGAAGUAUGGAGGUCUGGUGAGCCAUCGGAUAUGUUUUGGUUUGGGAUGACACUGGCCAGACACACCAGAGCCGAGGUAGAAAUAGAACGAGUAGAGAUGAGGACCAUGCAGUCACUGCAGACCUGUACCGUCCUGCUGGUUCUGAGCGUUCUGAUUGGCCUGUCCUGGUCUCUGAACCCCAGGGACCCCAACGUGUGUAGUGUAUGGGAGAGCUUCCCAACCUCAGUGAAGGAGUCGUAUGCCCACCCUUAUGACCAGGUGACAGAGGAACCUUGCUCCGAGCCACGCACCUCUUACAGAUGCACCCGUCACAGGAUCACCUAUAAGACAGCAUACAGACAGGCGGUGAAGAUGGACUACCGCCGGAGGUACCAGUGUUGCCCUGGUUACUACGAGAGCAGAGACAAAUGUGUCCCUCGCUGUACUAAGGAGUGUGUCCAUGGGAGAUGUGUUGCUCCAGACCGCUGCCAGUGUGAGGGAGGCUGGCGUGGCGACGACUGCUCCAGUGCCUGCGAUGACCAACACUGGGGUCCAGGUUGUGGUCAGCUGUGUAAGUGUGAGAACGGAGGCCUGUGCAAUCCUGUGACCGGUACCUGCCAGUGUCCUCCAGGCUACAUUGGGCGCCGCUGUGAGGACCCCUGCCCACCAGUCACCUUUGGCAAGGGCUGUCUUCAGAAGUGCCAGUGUGGAACUGGGGGUUCCUGCAAUAAAGUGACCGGAGAGUGCCUGUGUCGAGAAAAUUUCACUGGUACAUUCUGUGAGAAGUCUUGCCCAAAGAUUCGAUGCCUGCCGCGAUGCCCGUGCCAGAACGGGGGCAUUUGCCAGGGGAAAGGAAUCUGUGCGUGCCCCCCUGGGUGGACGGGUGAGGUGUGUACAGAGCGCUGUGCAGAGGGCAGGUUUGGUCCUAACUGUGCCCAAGAGUGUGUAUGUCACAACCGGGGCCACUGCGACCCUGAGACAGGCCAGUGCAAUUGUGCUGAAGGCUUCACUGGAAACAGGUGCAGCGAGGAGUGUCAGGUGGGUAGUUAUGGGCGGGACUGUAAGGGUGUGUGCGACUGUGCCAACGGGGCUCGCUGCUUUAACAUCGACGGAGGCUGUCUGUGUGAGCCUGGCUUCAGUGGACCCCAGUGCAGAGAGAGGAUGUGUAGGCACGGCACCUACGGCCUUCACUGUGAACACACCUGCCUCUGCCACGACACACACACACUCAGCUGUCACCCACUGAAAGGCGAAUGCACGUGCCAGCCUGGCUGGGCGGGGCUUUACUGCAACGAGACCUGCGCCCGUGGUUACUACGGCCAUGGUUGCCUGGAGCCCUGCCUGUGUGUCAACGGAGGGGUGUGUGACAGUGUGAGCGGGCGCUGCCACUGUGCCCCUGGGUACACGGGUGCUCACUGUGAGAGUCCCUGUAAGAGUGGUACCUAUGGGAAGGACUGUUCUCUGGAGUGCUCCUGUUCCAACUCAGUGGACUGCUCUCCCAUUGAUGGGACCUGCUUCUGCAAAGAGGGCUGGCGAGGGCGGUACUGCUCCAUACCCUGUUCUAAGGACACCUGGGGCCUGGGUUGCAACGCCACAUGCCAGUGUGCCAAUGUGGCUUUGUGUAACCCAGCAGACGGAUCCUGCACUUGCUCUCCAGGCUGGCAGGGGCCCCUGUGCGACCAACCAUGCCCCAUGGGCACGUUCGGGCCAGGCUGCCUGAAGAGGUGUGACUGCCUCAAUGCAGACAGCUGCCAGGGUGCCAGCGGGCAGUGCCAGUGUCUGCCAGGGUGGACUGGUGCUCGCUGUGCCCAGACAUGCCCAGAGGGUACAUGGGGACGUCACUGUAACCAGAGCUGCUUCUGUCAGAACAGUGCCACCUGUCUGCCACACAGCGGUGCCUGUGUUUGUCGCCAAGGUUACUGGGGACCCACCUGUCAGCAUAUGUGCAGUGCAGGUGUGUAUGGUGACCAGUGCAGUAUAACAUGCCCGUCCUGUGCCCACUCCUCCUCCUGCCACCAUGUCACAGGCCAGUGUGUGUGUACCCCCGGGUACACUGGAGCCCUUUGUGAACAAGCCUGUCCAGUGGGUCUCUAUGGUAAGCAGUGUACUGGAGUGUGUAGAUGUGCCCACAACUCAACGUGCAACCAUCAAGAUGGGUCCUGCUUCUGCCCCCCAGGAUGGACAGGCCCUGACUGUACUUUACAAUGCCGUCCUGGGAUGUUUGGCCUUAACUGUGCCCAAGUCUGCUCCUGCCCACCCAACUUCUACUGUGACCCACAGACAGGGGAGUGUGUGUGUGAAUCAGGACCAGGGAUCGACUGCAAAAAAGAACGCUUUGUGAGUAUGAUGGUGCCCGUGUCCCCGGGGGAGAGGGACUCAUGGGGGGCCAUCGUGGGUAUCGUGGUGCUGGUCAUCCUGGUGGUGCUGCUGCUGGCCCUGCUACUGCUCUACCGCCGCCGGCAGAAAGACAAGCAAGCCAACACACCGACAGUCUCCUUCUCCACCUCGCGCACCGUCAACUCCGAAUACGCAAUACCAGAUGUUCCUCACAGCUACCACCACUACUACAACCCCAGCUACCACACACUGACUGGGGGCAGACCCCCUCUACCACACGUCCCCAACAACCAGGACCGCGCCAUCAAGAACACCAAUAACCAGCUCUUCUGUAACGUGAAGAACAUGGAGAGGGAGAGAGGGCGAGGCCUGUUUGGGGUGGAGAGCAAUGCCACUUUGCCUGCAGACUGGAAACACCAUGAGGCUGGCAAAGAACCAGGAGCUUUUGGCAUUGACCGCAGUUAUAGCUACAGUGCCAGCCUUCAUUACAACAAAGAGCUGAAGGACACUGUGGUGGCAGCUAGCAGCAGUUCUCUGAACAGUGAGAACCCCUACGCCACCAUUAAAGACCUGCCCUUCGGCCCUCCCGAGAGCAGCUACAUGGAGAUGAGGACGACCGUGCCCCAUGAGAGGUCCUACACGGAGAUCAGCCCUCCACCAUUCAGCACAGCAACAUUACGCAGAGAGCGCAGUUCCCUUGGCCAGGUCCCAGAGCAGGAGCCCCAGAAUCACUAUGACCUACCUGUGAACAGCCACAUCCCAGGACACUAUGACCUGCCACCUGUCCGCCGCCCACCCUCUCCCACAUGCAGGAGACUGCCCCAAUGACACCAGCCCUACUCUGAACAUCACAAUCAGAAGAAAAACUUUACUGCCAUUCAAAAACAUUGGUAGGAAAUUGUCUUGGGGUUACUCAAGGCUACAAAACAGUCAGUUGCACCAGUGAUAGUCAGGGCAACCUGACAAAGUGGGUUUACAUAGUAACACUGUCCCCUGGUGGAUUAAAGUGGCAUUUUCUCCACCGUUAAACACUUGUGAUCCAGACGUGAGGGCCAAGGCAUGCAGGGAUAGGCUUUGAGGAUGCCAAUAUCACAGUCUGAGGGCAUACAUGCAUACAUUUGAAUUUGACCAAACUUGGGAUUCCUUCAAAUGUUAUUUUCAUACUGCAGAUGAAGGGACUUGGCUUGGAGCACAUGCUUUGGCAUACAAAGCUUUUGACCAGAAUUGCAUAAACCGGGACAGCAAUUGAAAUACAUUUUUAUAUCUCCAUGAUGUCAGUAGUUCAGUACAAUGUCCUCUCAAACCCCCUUUCCCCUCCCCUAUAUUCCAUAGAAUGUCAGCUUCCAAUUCGGGGAAAUCCAGAGCAUGUUUGUACAGCUAGCUCCUCAAUGUUUUUCAACGUAAUCAUGCAAUAUGUUGUAUAUAAUGUACAUAAAAUGGCAGAACAUUGUA
Messenger RNA from Oncorhynchus nerka (sockeye salmon), 4077 nucleotides. Its product is annotated as platelet endothelial aggregation receptor 1-like. Gene Ontology annotation, biological process: heterophilic cell-cell adhesion. NCBI's taxonomy places the organism in Eukaryota, Metazoa, Chordata, Actinopteri, Salmoniformes, Salmonidae. Gene Ontology annotation, molecular function: protein binding; scavenger receptor activity. The transcript has 24 exons. The record is from RefSeq and is a predicted model, not a curated record. Bases 340 to 3453 code for a protein of 1037 amino acids. Gene Ontology annotation, cellular component: membrane.